GGGAAGUGCUGUGACAGCAGUCGCAAAGAUGGAGGGAAACUGGUUGGUUCUCGUGGUUCUGGUGCUGUCUACAGUCACGUGUUCUUUGGGAGAGGAUGAGUUCGCAUGUCACGGCAAGUUGCUGCUGUCUCAUGUGUUGUGCCGGUACGCGGCCAAGUCGCCUGCUUCUCUUUUGCCCUCCGACUGCUCAAAGGAACUAUUCGGGGUCAAGCCGAACGAGAUAACACAGCUGGGCAGGGACCAGGCGUGGGAGGUGGGCGCCAGCCUCAAGGACCACUUCGCCGGCUUCUUGCCCGACGUCUACAGCAGCGAGGACGUGAAGCUCCGGACCAGCGACGAGGACUUCACGCACAUCUCCCUCGCGGCAGUCAUGAAGGGGAUCUUCGGACCCACGGCGCCGGCAAAGGAGCUGAAGGUGUACUACCAGCACGUGCCCGGGUACACGCAGCCCUUGGACAUCGACCUGCUGCUGCCGAUGGUCCGAUCGCCAUGCCCAGGCUUCCGGGCGGAGCUGGACCGGAUCACCAACUCCACGGAGUACCAGAAAUUCAUGCACCAAAUGGCCUACCUCGAGGAGUUCUCCAGAAGCGUUAGCGGACUCUCCGCCAUAGAACUCUACGACAACCUCGAGUCCAAGGCCUACCACGGCUUGCCGCUGCCUGACUUGUGUCACAAGGUGUUCCCUGCCUUGACCAGUUACGUCGCCGGGAGCCUGUACUUCAAUGUCGCCAGCACCGAGCGACUGCGCAGGAUGUACCACGGUCGCUACAUGCAAGACGUGGCGGGACACAUGGUCAAGAAGAUAAAGGGAACUCUGAAGCCUGACAGGAAGGUGUUCGUGUACGGCGGCCACGCUGCAAAUGUGUUGGCACAUUUGGCAGCGAUGGAAGUGUGGGAUGGCCAAAUACCGUCCUACUCGGCGUGCGUGAAUGUCGAGCUGCGACUCAAACACAAGAAUGAAUACGUUGUCACGGUGUCGUACAGGAACGACACGAGCCAGCCGGCCCGCCUGCUGAAGCUGCCCAAGUGCAGCUGCGUCGCCUGCCCCUUGGACGAGUUCCUCCAGGCCACUGACGCGGAGGUCCUCAACAUGCACGAGUGCCUGGGCCAGCCGCUGCCGCCCACGCCGCCCGGAGUCCCGCCGCCGGGGACCCGACUCCUGCCUCUCCUGCCCGAGUUCGUGAUUCCGGUGACCAAUGAUUUGCAUUCUUACCCCAGGUGCGUAUAAGGAGAACUUUGAUAUGAGAUUGUAAUUAAGAAUAUAAUUGUUUUUUUAUCAUAAUAUUUGACUAAUAUAUUGCAUGUCCUGUUAUUUAUAAUAUCACAAAAAUACAUGUGAAGUAACUAUAGGGAGGGCUGUUGUAACUACCUGCAAUAUUUAUUUA
This is a messenger RNA of Bacillus rossius redtenbacheri, 1385 nucleotides long. Its product is annotated as venom acid phosphatase Acph-1-like. Bases 29 to 1228 code for a protein of 399 amino acids. Gene Ontology annotation, molecular function: phosphatase activity. Gene Ontology annotation, biological process: dephosphorylation. Lineage: Eukaryota; Metazoa; Arthropoda; Insecta; Phasmatodea; Bacillidae. The record is from RefSeq and is a predicted model, not a curated record. The transcript has 8 exons.